Molecule: messenger RNA, 3131 nt
Organism: Pocillopora damicornis (cauliflower coral)
Lineage: Eukaryota; Metazoa; Cnidaria; Anthozoa; Scleractinia; Pocilloporidae
Source: RefSeq, a predicted model, not a curated record
UGCACGUACAGCAUUAAAAUUCAUUGUUAUUCCUUCACGCUAGAUAACCUCUCAAUGUGUUACUGACAUUUACAGUUCCUUUUAUUCAAAUCACUGUUUGGGUGGAGGCCUUCUGAGUUGAUGGGAUUCAGCGUGGAAGGACGAUUGAACUUAGCGUGUGCGUAUCAAAUCUAGAAUAUUCUACUGUUGUGCUUCGAUGAAAAGGGACCGCGGGACUAUUAUUUUGUGAUCGAGGGCUUACUGGGUUGUCUGCGGAUCCCAUUAUCAGCUGGGGAAUGCAUUUCCAUUAGAAGGUGCGAUGAAGCUGCGACAUCGCGUCUAUGAUCAGCCAUGGGAAAAGUGAAGUUGUUGGUGAACACAAAGUUGCUCUUCUGGUGUACAAUCUGCUCAGCAUUUUCUUUUAAGACAGAAGCAAAUAUUGCAGUGCUGAGUCACCAGCCACGAUAUCAAAACCUACAUUCCCAGAUGGCUCUGGCAGAACUUCCUGCAUCUGGCAAAUCCAAGCUCCGGAGAACUUCCGACUGGCAAUCACGAUUGAAGCCCUGAAUCUGAACGGUGCUGACGAUUAUUUGGCCAUUCGUGAUGGUGCGAGUAGAUUCAGCCCUCUUAUUGGCAAAUAUGGACCAUGUGCAAAAGGCUCUCUUACGCUUGUGUCCAGUGGGAGAUCAGCUUUUCUUCAAUUAGAGUCAGCUGUGUACAAGAACACCGACGAAAUAAAAAUCUCAUACAGUCCAACUGAUCCUGACGACGUCAACUGCGAAAAUGGUAAAGAUCCACCAGACAUAUGUGGCAUAAACACUGAGCUAAGAGGGCUCUCGGGUUUUAUAACGAGUCCUAACUUUCCCAGCAAUUAUGACGCUAAUGAAGUAUGCUUAUGGACAAUUGUUGCUCCUCCUGGGUACCGAGUGCAGUUUUCUAUUCAUUUUCUUGGCAUUGAAGAUCACCGAUAUUCUCGCCCAGGAAGUUGUGGCGAUGACAGCAUUUCUGUCAGCGAGUAUCGUGGGAACUCCACCAAAGACAUCAGCACAUUCUGUGGCUGUAAGAGCUUAUUUUCAUUUGUUUCCCAAGAGGAGAAAAUGUUUUUGACAUUCAGGAGUUAUAAGAGGAACAACUGGCCGGGUUUUUAUGCCAGCUACAAAGCUUUAGCUCCUGAUGACUGUCCUCCAGGUGAACUGGAAUGCCCCCGAAAGGACGUUGAGCAGAUUGCUUUCAAUGCUCAAGGUCAGGUGUGCACAAUAACACCAAAAAACAAGAGCUCUCAAGUGGAUGUAAAAAGGCCAUCAUCAGCCAUAACGAGAUCUUCAUCAAGGUCAUCUGGGCUACCUUCAUCCAGAGCAACCUCGAAAUAUAGAACUUCUUCCAAAAAAACACAGGAGAAUAUCUACUCGUCCCCUCUUUCGCCCAGCUUUACUUUAUCGACAAGUCAGCCGACUGUGCAUAUACUGGUAACAUCCCCCUUUUUGCUGAGAUCAAUGAAAAGCGAACACAUCACCAUUUCUGACAGCCUUUCAAGUUACUCGAUGCAUACUUCCAUUCAAGCUGCCGUGUCUCCCAAUAGGUCAGAAACCGCGUUUGGAAAGACAGUUGAUGGUGAUGAUAUACGUCCCAUUGGCCAAUUAAAAAAUUCAAGGCAUCUUUCGUUGUCUGUCAGUGACGUUGAGACAAGUCCUUUUAUAACGUCAUCCCGUGGAACAGAGGUUGUUGCAUCGUCAGGCUUAUAUCAGAGCAAAUCUAAAACGCGUGAGACCCAGAGUGACCAUAUCACACCGAGUAAAACAAGUGACUCGGCAGCAUUUCGCUCAUCAGAAACCACUCUAAAACAGCCAAGUACCCGAGACCCACCCAUUACAAUAACGGAAAACCCUUUAAGAGGCUUGGCAGUAAAAUGUUCUCAGAUCGGCAUGGAGGUGACCAUAUCAAGAAUUCUGCUACCAUAUCUUGACAUAAAUUCGGUCCAUUUAGACGAUCCCUCAUGCAAGGUAUCUUUCGUUAAUCACACACUUGCUGUGUUGAAUGCUCCGCUGGAAGAAUGUGGAACCCAGAAUAGUGAAUCAUCAGACUACAUAAUCUAUCAGAAUACUAUGACAGGAGAUGAAAAGUCUUCUAAUACAAACACUACUAUUACAAGGGAUGGAAAAGUUAAAUUUGAGUUCCAAUGUUCGUUUAGAAAGCUUCAAGUCCUGUCCAUUGUUUCAUACUCAACAAGUCGAAAGGUCAUCCACGUUAAAGAUGGUGACGGUGUUGGUAACUUCACCUUUGAAAUGAAUAUGUUUGAAGAUUCGAAGUACAACAUAGAGGUCAAGCAGUACCCCUUGGUCGUGUAUCCUGGCCAACCGAUGUACUUGCAGGUCAAUGUCCAAGCUCUUGAUCGAAACCUUUUAACUUUCUUGGAAGAAUGCUGGGUCACACCAUCGACAGAUCCUCGUGACAAAACCAGGCAUACGAUAAUCCAACACGGCUGUUCCCGUGAUUCCACAUUGCAGUACGAUUACAAAAAAUCUCCUAUGCAAAAUUUCACCUUCAAAGCAUUUCAAUUCCGCGAAGUCCCCUCUGAGAGACUUUACGUGCAUUGUCAAGUGGUGACUUGUAGAGAGUCGGACACAGGUUCGGUCUGUGAUAGAGGAUGCAUAAAGAACGGAAGACGUAGGAGAGAAAACAGAGCUUUCAUCAUGGACAAAGAGGUGUUUUUAUCAUUGGGGCCUGUUAGUCGUCAGGAACAAGACAAAGCGUCAGAGCACCACGAUCUCCUCGUUUAUGUUAAGGCCCUGGCUUGGAUUUUUGGAACUUUAGCCGUAAUUCUUGCUACUGCAAUGAUAAUUUUGAUCCUUAAAAGAAGAAAGCGUAACGAAGACAAAAACAACGCCCAGAUCCUAUUUGCUCUCAGAAAGAACGGUGCACAGGAAGGAGAGGAAAAGCGCGCACUCAGAACACCCCAACAGGAUACAGGAACUUGAAUUUGAAACUACUUAAGAUGAUUAACAAUUUUUUAUGACCAAGGUCGUAUUUAAAAGCUCAAAAUUUAGACCAGAGCCGCGGUUUUUUCCCGAAAAGGAUGAAACUGGACGUUGCAUUGUUUUGAGCUCAGAGGAUCAGAGAGACAAAGCUUUUAAAGCUUUCGUCACAUAUCGGUC